AUGCUAGUAUCACUAUAUCGUAAGAACUCGUUGAUCCUGCCCCGACUCACAGCAGCCUUCAGUUCUGCUGUCAAAGACCCACAUAUAAAACCCAAAACAGCAAUUGUUAUGCUGAAUAUGGGUGGACCGGAGACAACAGAUCAGGUGGCCGGUUAUCUCCUCCGUAUUAUGACAGACAGAGAUAUGAUCCAGUUGCCGGUGCAGAGCAGACUCGGCCCUUGGAUCGCUAGUAGGAGAACUGCAGAGGUCAUCAAAAAAUAUACGGAGAUUGGGGGAGGUUCUCCAAUACUCAAGUGGACAAAUACUCAGGGUAGGCUGCUGACGAAAGCUCUAGACCAGAUGCUGCCAGAAUCGGCGCCUCAUAAGCACUAUGUGGCAUUUAGAUAUGUGCCACCUUAUACGGAGGACGCUUUUGAGCAGUUGGAGAAGGACGGUGUAGAAAGAGCUGUGAUAUUCUCCCAGUAUCCGCAAUACAGUUGUGCCACUACUGGCUCAAGUUUGAAUGCCAUUGCAGAUUUUUAUAGAAAUACACAAAUCCCACAGAACAUCAGAUUCAGCAUGAUAGAGAGGUGGGCUUCACACCCACUGCUGGCCAAAGUGUUUGCUGAAAGGAUAAAGGAAAAGCUGGAGCGGUUUGAUCGAAGUAUACGUGAUGAUGUGCUCAUUAUGUUUACAGCUCACAGCCUCCCUUUGAAGGCGGUGUCAAGAGGUGACACCUACCCUCACGAAGUUGCAGCCACUGUGGCAGCGACAAUGAAUGAACUGAAAGUGCCCAACCCUCACCGUCUGGUGUGGCAGUCGAAAGUUGGACCUCUACCUUGGCUGCAACCGUACACCGACGAAGCUAUUAAGGCAUACGCGAAGCAAGGAAGAAAACACCUCAUCUUAGUUCCGAUAGCUUUUGUUAAUGAACACAUAGAAACAUUGCACGAAUUGGACAUUGAAUAUUGUGAGGAACUCGCCCAUGAGGCUGGCAUAGUUCAGAUAGAACGGGCUGCAGCACCAAACGACCAUCCCAUUUUCAUAGCUGCGUUAGCCGAUGUGGUGGCCAGCCAUCUUACUGUCGGACCGGCAGUUUCACAGCAGUUCUUAUCUAGGUGUCCGCACUGCGUGAGCGAAAGGUGCAAAACGUCGAAGGAGUUCUUCAGAAAACUCUGCCACAACAAAGACACUCACUUGAAGCCCGAGAAGGCGGCGAUAAGGGCAUGA
This is a messenger RNA of Parnassius apollo (apollo), 1209 nucleotides long. The record is from the annotation of a GenBank genome assembly. NCBI's taxonomy places the organism in Eukaryota, Metazoa, Arthropoda, Insecta, Lepidoptera, Papilionidae.